This is a messenger RNA of Amoebophrya sp. A25, 961 nucleotides long. The record is from the annotation of a GenBank genome assembly. NCBI's taxonomy places the organism in Eukaryota, Dinophyceae, Syndiniales, Amoebophryaceae.
AGAGAACGAAGCCGAGAGAAGAGGCACAAUCUCCAAAGCCAUAAAGUUUUAGCGUGUCUCUUUUAGAAGAUUUUUCCAUGUCAUCUGUACUUACACUUCUCAAGUUCUCACCGUCAGAAUUCCUUAUAGUCCUUGCUGAAGUUACAGAGUAUUUCAUCUAAUUUUUUCCAUGAUCCUCAUACUCAUAAAACUAAUGUACUCGUUCGCCUAAUGAACAAGAAGCUUUCAGCACUUUUCUACUUGCGUGAUACUUAAGACUAAGAAUUUAGAAUAUUCCCAAAUUGAUCAACAAGGCAGAGGCACUCAAAAGCUAGAAGGUCGCUCAUAGAUCGACGCACUAUGAACCUAUUGCCGUUAUGCACUAUGACUAUGACCUUCCACAACGAUUUUCAGAAAUUGAAAGAAGGGCUGCGCAGUUGGUUCUGAUAAUAGUUACACUUAUCAAUCAUAGUACCACUGAAAGUCAAAGUGGCCACACUUCUGACUGUUCUUUGUCAUCAUUAUGGUAAUAAAUAGUACAACUAGAAGGAAUUAGCACUAGUUAUUUAUCAUUUGUCUCUACGAUGGUCGCGAGGGUCCAUAUAAUCAGGGUCACACGCGGCCACGUGACGUUAAUACUUAUCAUAGUAGUGCCACAUCUUAGAAGUAGUUGCUACACUUGUUUAUCAUUGAAGUAGUUGCUCUAGUGGCCUAAGCCUUUGGCAAUAAUGCUGCGGUCCUUUAUCUGAUACUUCAACAAAAAUCGAGAUGUGCUGGUAAUAUAUGAAGAGUGUAGUUACUCUCGUAAUAAUAGUCACAUGAUCAUGAUGAAGAGCAUGAUGAUAGCAGCUGCGUGUCCUGUAUCAAAAAUCAAUCCCAUGCGGUCUGCAAUCUGAUGUCGUGUGCCAAAGUCUGUCUACUCCCCAGUUGUAUGUUUGUAGCUGAUCGCACAAGGCUAGUUAAGAACCAGUAUUAAGCUGUU